GGUUGGUGAGCAUCAUGGCAACCGUGACGGCCACAACCAAGGUCCCAGAGAUCCGAGAUGUGACGAGGAUUGAGCGUAUCGGCGCACACUCCCACAUCCGGGGGCUGGGGCUGGACGAUGCCUUGGAGCCACGGCAGGCUUCCCAGGGCAUGGUGGGGCAGCUGGCAGCCCGACGGGCAGCUGGUGUUGUGCUGGAGAUGAUCCGGGAAGGGAAGAUCGCGGGGCGGGCGGUGCUCAUCGCUGGCCAGCCGGGCACCGGGAAGACGGCCAUCGCCAUGGGCAUGGCACAGGCCCUGGGCCCUGACACCCCGUUCACAGCCAUCGCGGGCAGUGAGAUCUUCUCGCUGGAGAUGAGCAAGACAGAGGCGCUGACACAGGCCUUCCGGCGGUCUAUUGGCGUUCGCAUCAAGGAGGAGACUGAGAUCAUUGAAGGGGAGGUGGUGGAGAUCCAGAUUGACCGGCCAGCGACGGGCACGGGCUCUAAGGUAGGCAAGCUGACCCUCAAGACCACAGAGAUGGAGACCAUAUACGACCUUGGCACCAAGAUGAUUGAAUCCCUGACCAAGGACAAAGUCCAGGCCGGGGAUGUGAUCACCAUUGACAAGGCCACGGGCAAGAUCUCCAAGCUGGGUCGCUCCUUCACACGUGCUCGAGACUAUGAUGCCAUGGGCUCUCAGACCAAGUUCGUGCAGUGUCCAGAUGGAGAGCUCCAGAAACGCAAGGAGGUGGUCCACACCGUGUCCCUGCAUGAGAUUGAUGUCAUCAAUUCCCGCACACAGGGCUUCCUGGCUCUCUUCUCAGGCGACACAGGGGAGAUCAAGUCAGAAGUGCGAGAGCAGAUCAAUGCCAAGGUGGCUGAAUGGCGUGAGGAGGGCAAGGCAGAGAUCAUCCCUGGGGUGCUGUUUAUCGACGAGGUCCACAUGCUGGACAUUGAAAGCUUCUCCUUCCUCAAUCGGGCCCUGGAGAGUGACAUGGCGCCAGUCCUCAUCAUGGCCACCAACCGUGGCAUCACCCGGAUCCGGGGUACCAGCUACCAGAGCCCCCAUGGCAUCCCCAUCGACCUGCUGGACCGACUGCUCAUCGUCUCCACCUCUCCCUACAGUGAGAAGGACACAAAACAGAUCCUCCGCAUCCGGUGUGAGGAGGAGGACGUAGAAAUGAGUGAGGAUGCCUACACGGUGCUGACACGCAUUGGGUUGGAGACCUCGCUGCGCUACGCCAUCCAGCUCAUCACGGCUGCCAGCCUAGUGUGCCGGAAACGCAAGGGCACGGAAGUGCAGGUGGAUGACAUCAAACGGGUCUACUCGCUCUUUCUGGACGAGUCGCGCUCCACGCAGUACAUGAAGGAGUACCAGGAUGCCUUUCUUUUCAAUGAGCUCAAAGGUGAAACCAUGGACACCUCCUGAGCUGUCACCCUCUCCCCACCCCACCCCACCCUGUUUUCUACUAGAGUUCUGACACUGUAACUUUGUAUAAAAUGGUUCUGAAACUGGACCCAUUCUC
Messenger RNA from Odobenus rosmarus divergens (Pacific walrus), 1503 nucleotides. RefSeq names its product RuvB-like 2 (E. coli) (gene RUVBL2). Gene Ontology annotation, molecular function: ATP binding; ATP hydrolysis activity; DNA helicase activity. The transcript is spliced from 15 exons. The coding region runs from base 15 to 1406 and encodes 463 amino acids. NCBI's taxonomy places the organism in Eukaryota, Metazoa, Chordata, Mammalia, Carnivora, Odobenidae. Gene Ontology annotation, cellular component: R2TP complex; NuA4 histone acetyltransferase complex; Ino80 complex. The record is from RefSeq and is a predicted model, not a curated record. Gene Ontology annotation, biological process: regulation of transcription by RNA polymerase II; chromatin remodeling; box C/D snoRNP assembly.